Molecule: messenger RNA, 1611 nt
Organism: Lingula anatina
Lineage: Eukaryota; Metazoa; Brachiopoda; Lingulata; Lingulida; Lingulidae
Product: protocadherin-15
Biological process (GO): calcium-dependent cell-cell adhesion; cell migration; cell-cell adhesion mediated by cadherin
Cellular component (GO): plasma membrane; catenin complex; adherens junction
Molecular function (GO): calcium ion binding; cadherin binding; beta-catenin binding
Source: RefSeq, a predicted model, not a curated record
ACUUACUUUGACAUCCCAAUACCCGCCCAAGGCAAGGUGACGCUGAACAGGUCCCUGGACUAUGACAGAGGUCAGAGGGCGAUGACAGUAGUCAUCAUGGCAAAGGCCACACAGCAAGACAACCCUGACAGAAAUGCACUCGCUGGGGUAAAAAUCAGAGUACAGGCUUCCAAUGUCAACCCUCCCAAGUUUCUUAAGGACACUUACUUUGCCACUCUGGUAGAGAACGUGCCCGUAGGCACUUCUGUGCUCACUGUGUCAGCAAAGGAUAUGGAUUUGGAUGGGUCUCAGCCUCAGGGUUCCUAUCUAAGAUACAGUCUUAGGCCUGGAAAAGGCUCUGACAAAUUUCAAAUAGGUGAACAAAAUGGUACAAUCAGGACGGCUGCUCAGAUUGACUAUGAAGAGGAUACCCAGAUAACAGCCACAGUACUAGUCACUGACGGCAACUAUACCGAUACAACACUGUUAAUGGUGACAGUGAUUAACGUCAACGACAACAACCCCCAGGUUUCCUCAGACAGCUACCACUUCAAUGCCACGUCAAGGUCACACGGGGCCGUGCUGGGGAAACUUAAUGCCACUGAUGCCGACCCCAUGACUAGUUUUGUGUUUGAGAUGGGGAAGUAUCAGGAACUAUUUCAAAUCGACUCCAGAGGUUGGAUCACCAUACUGGCCCAUGGGGAAAACAUCACCCAGAAUUCCUACACUUUCUCCGUCAAAAUUUUCGAUGAUGGUAUUCCGCCAAGACAAGCCAUAACAGAGGUCACACUCCAGUUCCCGCCAUUACCCACAAUGCCCGCGCCUGCUGAAGUGAAAGGAAUGGCAGAGGGCGAUUAUGUCCUGAUUUACAUACUUGGUGCCUUGGUGGGAAUACUGCUCAUUGUACUUAUAGUGCUUUUGGUAUACAUAAAGAAAAGAAAAAGUCUAAAUCCAGAGAAACAAUCCAACCACGUGAACACAUCAAAAGCAGUCAGAAACUAUGCACCAUCUUUGUCUCCAGCCGAGUCUGUGAACUCUGACCUCCAUAUUGACCUGGACGCCAUGACAACCACCAUGGAAAAUCCACUGGCUUUAGAGAAUCCAGCGUUCAGUUUUCAAUAUGGCACAGAAUCCACAGACGAAGUUGAUACCACAAUACGGGGUGUGGGUGAAAUUGAAAUUGGUACAGCUGUCGCUCCAUAUCAUGAGAACGCAGACAGCGAUAACGAUAGUGACAGUGAAAUGAAACCAAAGACUCCGAACGGAGAUAUAUCAUCCCAUAAUUCCAUAGUGUCCCAGAAUUCCAUAGGAAAUGGAAGCAUCCAUAGCUCGGGGCCUGAAAGUUUGCCAAAUGGUAUCCAUAAGGGAAGCACACAGAUGCUGGUGCAGCAGGAAAAAGCCAACAAGACCAAGAAGGUGAAAAAGCUCUCCUGGGGAAAGACACGUCACAUGGAUUCACAAACAGAGAUCCCAUUGGACCCAGAUGUCAGUGUGACCCCAUAUGACAGCAGCUCAGACUCUCUGCCACAGAACACCAUGCAGGAGACAGCAGAUGGCAAGAAACCGAGUAUAACAAUAUACUUUUAAGGGAGAGCUGCAAUGGCAUGUCAGUGGAAAAUAGGGAGAAAUUUU